Molecule: messenger RNA, 1241 nt
Organism: Bactrocera tryoni
Lineage: Eukaryota; Metazoa; Arthropoda; Insecta; Diptera; Tephritidae
Gene: Cpr49Ac
Product: larval cuticle protein LCP-30
Exons: 8
Coding region: 1-1110 (369 amino acids)
Cellular component (GO): chitin-based extracellular matrix
Molecular function (GO): structural constituent of chitin-based larval cuticle
Source: RefSeq, a predicted model, not a curated record
AUGCAUACCAAAGUGAUCUUAUUCGCAACCAUUGUGGCCGGCGUUGCGCUCAGCACCGCCUUACCGGUUGGUGACAACGAAAAUGGCAAGUAUCAGAAUUCGGUAGAUAAUAAAAACGAUGGCAAAUAUCAUCCAAGCAAUGAUGGCAAAUAUCGUCCAAGUUCUCGCGGCGAAGGCGCAAGAGGCGGUUACUAUGAUGCUCAGGGACGUUACAUACACAGUUCGCAGCCAUAUCGUCACGUGCACGAUAACCGAGAACUUGGCAAAUACACGCACAUCCCCUAUCCCUACGAUGGUGGUUAUGGGCCCUACAACGGAACCAACAUUCCGUAUAUGCAUGUCGAUGUGCCCUAUGACCACAAUCUUUACACAUCCACAACAACAACAACGAAGAAACCCACAACAACCACGACCACCACAACAACGACUACCACUACCACAACACCACGCACGGUGCUGUUCAACUACGAUGAGGAGGGCAAAUACAAGGUGGUGCAUCAGGAGGAUGCGCGCAAAGAGGACAAAUACGAUCACUCUUACUUGACGGAGAACGGCAUCUACGGUGAAGAGCAAGCGAAAUUGCACAAGAACGGCGGCACCGACGCGAAGGGCUUCUACGAGUACACCGGCGAUGAUGGCAAACUCUACCGCGUGCACUACGAGAGCAACCACAACGGUUUCGUACCCAAGGGCGAUCACAUUCCCACACCACCGCCAAUCCCAGAGGCCAUCGCACGCGCACUCAAAUACGUCGACGAUUUGCGCAAAUCUCGCGGCGAAACACCCAUGUUCGAUCAACGCGGUUUCCGCAUCGACCAAAUGGCAUCCAAGGCUUUCAUGGCCAAAAUCAAGUCGAUCCACUUGGAGGAGAUGCCCAAAGAGAUCAGCGAACAAAUCAUCGAACUGCAGCACGAAGUCGAAGAGUACCAACAAAUGAUACAGGCAUACGAGCAGGAGCAACCACGUGAGCAAUAUGUCGAAGAGUAUCAGCAGCCACAGCAACAGCAACAACAGCAACAGCAACAACAAUAUGAGCAGCAAUAUCAAGAGUACCAAAGCGAGCUGUACAACGAGCAGGCCACCGAGAGCAACACACAGGCGUACAACUAAGCCGAGCAGUACGCUGCAAAUAGGUGCCAUUUAAUUACAAACAAGGAAGAAUAUAGCAAUAACAAAUUGAAAAAAAACUAAAAAUCCAUAAAAACAAAUUGAGAAUUAGACGAAUUGCAGCACAUCAGUUA